Molecule: messenger RNA, 3384 nt
Organism: Belonocnema kinseyi
Lineage: Eukaryota; Metazoa; Arthropoda; Insecta; Hymenoptera; Cynipidae
Gene: ebo
Product: exportin-6
Exons: 16
Coding region: 104-3226 (1040 amino acids)
Biological process (GO): protein export from nucleus
Molecular function (GO): nuclear export signal receptor activity; small GTPase binding
Source: RefSeq, a predicted model, not a curated record
GUCUAACAAGCUGGAAACUAACCUCUUUCAAUUUAUUUAUUAUAUUUAAGUCUAGAUUUUAAUAUCACAUAUAACUGUAGAUUAAUCAACAUAGUUAAUUAACAUGGACGACGAUGUGAUCGCACUUCAGAGACUGGAGCAUUUAAUGACUGAAUUUUUUUCCCCUCAAACAAGUAAUGAACGAAAACGAACGAUUGAACAGAGCCUUCAUGAAUUUGCUGCUCAGAUCAAUUCCUGGAGGCCCUGUCUUCAUUUCUUGUCAUCGACCAAUAAUCACUAUGUCAGUAUGUUUGCCUUAACAACCUUAGAGACCACAAUAGGAAGACGUUGGUCCAUUUUGCCUUGGGAAGACAAAGCACUGAUCAGAUCGACAUUAUACACACUUUCUUUAGAACGUGGCGUUGCUCCUUUCGUUAGAAACAAAGUAGUAAAGCUGGUCGUGGAUAUCGCCAGACACGAUUGGCCUCACUUUUAUCCAGAUUUUUUUUCCAACAUACUACAGUUAUUAUGUCACAAACACACAAGACUAUUGGGAAUAGUUUAUUUACGGACAGCCUCUGAAGAAUUAGCAACUCCGCGAGAAGAUUUACCACUUCAAAGGAAAUCGGAACUACUAAGACUUUUAGGAGCACAAAUCUCCACGACCUUAGAUACACUUACUGCCUUACUCAGAGAAACGAAUAGAUCUCAAAAUCGUUCGGGCACAAUCACACCACCUCCUUCUCCAACGGGAGGAAAUAAUAUUCCACCUGCACGUGCAGUUUUAGACGUGGAAGGAUUAGCUUCAGGCAGCAGUGAAGUUUGCAUAGCAACUCUUGAAGUUUUAGCCCACUUAUUUAGUUGGAUUAUUCUCUCGGAACACAUCACGCCAAACUUGUUGGAUGCCAUUUUUGCCUGUGCCAAAUAUCAUGAUUCAAUGAAUGGUAAACAGAUAGAAAUGGCUGUUCAGGCAAUGACGACGAUAAACGAAUUGCUCUACAGACCAUGUUCGCCAAGUGUAACGGAUAGACUGCUUCUACAAAUUUUUCAAAAUGCCAUCGAAAUAUUUCAAUCCAUGGAGCGACUAGACUCGAUUGACGAAAGCUACAUGGAAAAAACGACUGAAUUUUUACAACUGUUUGUAACCAAUCACCUAAAAAGGGUAGAAUCCUGUCCAAAAUUUCCAGUGAAUACAUUACUGGAGGUUUUAUAUCAUCACACUUUCCAACAAUGCUCCACCGUAAAUGCAUAUUUGCGUUGUUUGGAGGUGUGGAUUGUGCUUUUAGAAAGCACUCAGUCACAAUAUGCGACCGUUGCACUAGCAGUCGCUGAACGUGUCUUGCAAAAAAUCAGUUUUAAAAUAGAGGCUCGAACUUUAAAGUACCUUGAUACAGAAAAUCUCGACGAGAAUGAGGAAACGGAGUGGCAGCAUUAUUUGAGGUGCAAUAUUGAGUGUUUGGCGAAAAUCGCUGACAUAUCUCCCAUUCCGAUAUUCACGCUCUUGUAUCAAUCAUGGAGAGAAGCUUUAGGAGUAUUUGGUGAGUUGGGGUCCGCAGUAGCCAAUGGACAAGUACUUCUAUUAAAUGAAAACGAAGCUUCAAGUGUUCACUCACAUUUGCGUGAUUUGGCUUCUACCACACAAGCUUUAGCUAGACUCUACACCCUUUUUAUCGGUGAUCAGCCUAGCUCGGAUCACGCACUGACUGAAGAACUGAUAUUGCAAACUUUAGAUGUUUGUGAUUUUGCCAGAGAUAAUCAACUGUUUAGGGCUGCACUCCAACCCGCUGAAAUCGUCAUUGAUCUCGUCGAAGUACACUCGCAAUUAUUGGCGUCCCUUCAAGCUUGGUGCCAUUGGAUUUGUAGACGUCCAGAAAAAAUAAAAGAAACUCUAAGUCAACGUUGCACACAAUCGUGCCUUUGGGCACUGACAUACACUUCGCCCUGUGAAGCUCCACCGGCAAAUUUAGUUCAUUCGGCUGCUCAUUUACUUCAGAGUGUCACAGCCAUUCUCAAGCCAAAUUUAUGGGAUCAAUCCCCUUUUACGGAUUUACUCUGCGCUCAAAUAUACCCUCAUCUCAAACCUGACACGGUUAAAGUAUUGCGAAGGGCAUUAAUCAAUGGAAUCAUUCUUCCGCCUGGAGAUAAUUCCAUGCGGCAACGCUUAAUGAAUGUCCUUGUGGCUGCGCUCUCCGAUCCUCUCGGAGUCGAAGGACAACCAGUACCUCCCGAAUCUUCCGUAUCAGCAGCCGUCAUUCCCCUGAAACAACUUCUCGAAGACUGUUCUUCUUCUUCGACGAUGAUUAAAAAAUUAGUGCACGCGAGUCUGGACCAAAGAGUGAAGCGAAUUCUCGAACUUUUGCCACAUCUUAUCAGAAAUCAGGGAACGAGCGAAACGCUCCUUAGUUUUCUACACACGACCUUUUUGGUCCUCCAGCAGCAACUUGGCCCUGAAUUUACACAAAAUGCGGUUCAGAAAAUGCUACAUAUUUAUACUAGGGAAAAUAUCUCAUCGGGACCUGCGCUUGAUCAGCUUUUAGAAAUUUUAAUUCUGGUCGUGUCAGCCCCAAGUAGCGCUUUUAAAGCGUUUGUUCCGUCCGUAACUAGUUUGUGUCUUGGACAUGUUUGGCCAGCAGUGAACAAUGAUCUGAGUUCUCACCCGGACACAACUCUCGUCUUAUUGCGAUUAUUUCACAGCAUUUUAAUUCAUCGGUGGCAGUACUUUUACAACUCGUCCAUACUUCGAACUUUCGGCCAACCGGAAGGCGAAGAGCCCAUUGAACAUAAAGAAGAACUGGUGGCAAUUUUAGAAGCUUUCGGUCAGGCUUUACUACAGUCAGACGUCAACAUUUUCCGCCAAAGUCUGCAAAGUCUCGAAGAACUCAAUGGAAGAUGGCGACUCUAUCAGCGUGCCAUUUUCAAAAAUCAUCUUCUUGAGAGGUUCCUGAUGGCUCUUUUUACUGUACUUUUUCAUCGAUCUCACAAUUUAUUGGCCGAUGAAAUAGCCAAUGCCAUACACAGUCUCGCAACUGUGGAUCUCGCCUGGUUCUUUGGUAAUUUUAUACCAACAUUUUUAACAAGCUGCGAAGGCUUGGACAACGUCCAAAGAACGAUCUUAAUGGAAAACUUCGAUAAAUCAACUGACCAACCGACCCUGACACGUUCGGUUCUUCGACUGGUUUCUGACCUGAGAUGUUAUCAAUUAUGCAUAGCAGGCCAGGAUGAAGGAAUCGUUCUUGACUGCAAUUAAGAGUAAUUAGGACGACUAUAUUUUUCAACAAGCUCUCCCAUCUACGAAUAUUGUCUCCGAUUUUCAUUUUGGUCUUUCAGAUAAGUGGAGAGAAGCAGGUCUGAGUUUGUAAAAAAAAAAAAAAAAAAAAACAAGUGGGGAGGCUCCACGGCCACCAU